Molecule: messenger RNA, 1890 nt
Organism: Equus quagga
Lineage: Eukaryota; Metazoa; Chordata; Mammalia; Perissodactyla; Equidae
Gene: CLEC2L
Product: C-type lectin domain family 2 member L
Exons: 6
Source: RefSeq, a predicted model, not a curated record
CCGCCGCCCCCAGCCGCACGCCCCGCGCCCGCCCCCGCCGCACCCAGGCCGCGCUCGCCCGGCGAAGCGGAGGGCCGCGGCGCCGAGGGGCUGCUGCGGCGAUCGGGCUCGGGCUACGACGGCAGCACCAGCUGGAAGGCGGCCUUGGAGGACACCACCACACGUCUCCUGCUGGGGGCCAUCGCCGUCCUUCUGUUCGCCAUCCUGGUGGUGAUGAGCAUCUUGGCUUCCAAGGGCUGUAUCAAGUGCGAGGCGCCCUGCCCGGAGGACUGGCUGCUCUAUGGGAGGAAAUGCUACUUCUUUUCUGAGGAACCGAGAGACUGGAACACGGGCAGGCAGUACUGCCACACCCACGAGGCCGCACUGGCUGUGAUUCAGAGCCAGAAGGAGCUGGAAUUCAUGUUCAAGUUCACACGGAGGGAGCCCUGGAUUGGCCUGCGCAGAGUUGGGGACGAAUUCCACUGGGUCAAUGGGGACCCGUUUGACCCGGACACAUUCCCCAUCUCGGGCCCGGGGGAGUGUGUCUUCGUGGAGCCCACCCGGCUGGUGUCGACGGAGUGUCUGAUGACUCGGCCCUGGGUGUGCAGCAAGAUGGCCUACACCUGAGGCCCAGCUCGAGCCUCCUGGGAUGCCUUCCAGCUGCAGCCCUCAGUGACACUCCUUUUCCCGUGGCCUCUAGCACUUAGGACUAGCCUCUCACAUGGCCCGAGUCUGUGUGGCCUUGUCGUCUGUGCCUCCUCCCCUCAGGUCAUCUGACCGCUCCUGUCAUCUGAUUAUAAGCCCCUGGAUAGCAGGGAUUGUGUGUUGAUGGCGUCUUUGUAGCACACAGAGCACGUGCUCAAAACACUGUUGUAGGUGACAGUAAGAUUGCCCCCAGCAUCCUCUCUGAACUGUUUGCUGUGGCAGGAGAGAGCAGUGGCUGGCCCUCCUCAGAAGGCUUGUCUUUUUGGUUUUGGUGGGUGUGACGAUUUUAGAGGCGCGGCAAAGCUGAAUGCUUUCCUUUGUGUUGCUUCCAUUACCUGAGCUCCCUCACAGUCCCCAAGCAGCUGGGUGUGCAGGGGCGAUGGGGUCGAGCUGCCUCAGCCUCCCCAGUGUCCUUCGCACCGUGCGUAGAGCCAGCCGAUGGGGAGAUGGCUGUGAGUGGACACCAGCCCCGGGAGGGUCUCCGGCAGGGACUGGGGUUGGUGCUGAAGAUUCUGUGACCACUGGGAUAAUCACGCUCACGUCACUGCCUCUCUGUGAAAGAUGAGCUGGCUUUCAGAAAUGCCCGCCUUCUGCCCCGAGCUCACCCCAGGAGAGGCGAGCACAGGAGGCAACUGCCUCUUUCCUCUGCCUGGUCUGUAGCGAGCCCCACACUGUGAGAUUCAAACUCAGGGCCGCUGGAAAACCUCCUGCCACGCCCACUGGAGAGCCCACCUCUCUGACAAGGCAGCCUGCAAUGGACACAUGCGAGGCCUGGCUCCGAAGACCUACCUGAGUCUAGUCUGCGGCUAGCUCUACCAACACACAGUCGUGUAGCUCAGGCCACUGUGCUAAACCUCUGUGGCCCCCGGCUUCACCUCCAUAAAGUAGAAAUCAUGUCUGCCCUGUCUGCCUCCCGGGGUUUUGAGAAGUGUAGGUGUUAGAAUUUCAGGGAUUAGAAAUUGCCCCAUUCUCACUAUCAUGAGGCUCAGAGAGGUUAAAUAACAUAUCCAAGGUCACACAGCUUGUGGCAGAGCUAGAAUUGAGGUCUUGUGGCUCUCCCAUUCCUUGUUGCACAUCUCAUGCUUUGUUCAUUUGUUUGCUUGUCUGCCGUCCAUGCAGCAGUGGAAGCUCCUAGGGGGCAGGGAUCUGUUCUCGUUGUACUCCUUUGUUUCUCUAGCGCCUGGUACAUACAGAAGGUGCUCAAUA